GAGAGGAAGAGAGAGCAGCACAAAUCAACCUGUCUCCUCUUGACUUCAGCAAACAGCACAGAGGAGUUCGCCUAUAGGCGCAGGGAUCGGGAAGUGUGAGUUGCGAGUUAUUUCGUGGUUUUUCGUUUUUUUUUAUAUAUAUAUCAUUAUUAUUAUUGGGUUUAGAGGAAGAUCACAGCUCUGGGGAAGAACCGCAGCGGCAGGAGAAACGAGCGGCCUCACCGUGGGGAUAGAUAGCAGAAAAAUGCUGUCAUGGGGAGAGAAGGGGAGGGAGUCGACUGAGAGGAACAGGAUGGAACAAGGCAGGGUCGAGCAGGACUGAAAACGUGGAGGUGGUCUAUGGAUGACAGCUGCAGGCACUGGGCAGUGCUCACCAGUGGAUGCCAUGUUUGACAUUUUGAUACAGACAGCACCUCUCUGAAACAGAGGGCAUAGAGAUAGGCUCCAGUGAUGAUCCUCGUAUGUUUAACUCAAACUAAAUGGUCAUCUGCACAAGUGGAUGGACUCCUCCGACUAACAGUGCGGUUUCCCUUCCGUCUUCAUCAUUCUCACUCAAGAAGUCAUUGACGAAGUGUGGCAUCCCACAGAGGCGCCUAUGAGAGCCCAGAGGUCGAGAGAGUUCAUCCAUCUUAAGUGGUGUGAAUGAGAAAAUAAUAGUUGCUUUCACUUAGCUGGGUUUUUCCUUUUCACACUCAGGAUCCCAGUUUCACACCAGCACCCCAGACACCAAGAUAGCAAGUUAGCUGUCGACAGCAGAAAGCUCCAGGGAGGAGAUUGUUAGAUUAGUUUUGAUUUCUCAUUCACCAUGCAGUCCGACGACCUCUUCAUCCGCAAGUUUCGCCGUCAGAAUGUGCGCCCUCCCCUCGCCACUGUCAAUUUUGACCCCAAACGGGAAGCGGGAGUGGUGGAGUGGCCUCCCAGGAGGCCCGGCGACGGUGCUGAUGUGGACUGCAGCCUCACUCCAAGCCGUGUGGGGUUGAAUCUGCGGUCAGUGGGGCGGGGCCACAUCAUGCAAAGAAGCAACAGUGAUGUAACCCUGGGAGACUUGGACUCGUCUGGGAAAACAGGAGGGAAAGUAAUCCGAGCAGUUGGUGAGAAAGUGGGUAUGGGGACUCAGGGAGACUCAAGUGUUCAUCUGCACAGGGAGUAUGGCAGCCUAUCGUCACUGGAGAGACAAACUCUAACUCAGGAGCCGAGUGGAGAGAACCGGGGGCCCCUGAGUCCAAGUGCUCUCCGCUUUAAAGACCCUUUUUUGCUUUUAGGAUUGGAGGGCAACCCUCCAGAGCCUGAUGGGUUCUUCCGAGAUCUGUCCAGGUCCAUUGGAGACUCCCCAAAACCUGCUAAGCCACCGAAGCCUGAAGGUCUUAGUAAAAAGUCCAAACCUACACCCCCUCAAAUCCUUCAACAAGGCCCUUACGAGCACCUCGGAGGCGGAGCGUGGGUGAGGAACUUUGCCCACUACGAUGUUCAGAGCAUCCUGUUCGACCUCACAGAGGUUGCGACAAACAGGGACAGCAUCGGACGCAAGAAGAACAUCACCUCGGGGGCUUCGGCUGCCUCCCAGCUCCGCCCCCUUGCCCAGUCCACACCUGCCUCACCAGCACUGGGAGGAGGAGGCAGCGGAGGGAACACUGAUGACCAGGAGCAGUCAUUGCUUCUGGACGAAGGUGAUGGCAACGAUAAUGAGCUGCUCCUCAGCUGUCCACACUUCCGCAAUGAGACAGGAGGAGAGGAGCAGGUGGGCCUGGGUCGGUCGCCUGGCAGGAGGGAGUUCUGGUCGAGUCUGCGGACCCCUAAUGAUGCAGUGUCUGUCCUGGAGGAGCCCAGGGAGAGCAAUAUCCAGCUGCAGGGGAAAAGCAACUACUUCAUAGAGCACGCAGAUCUGGGAGCGCAUUACUAUCGCAAAUAUUUCUACCUGAAAGAACACCAGAACUUCUUUGGGAUUGACGAUCGCCUUGGCCCAGUGGCCAUCAGCUUCCGCCGAGAUGAGAAAGAGGGAUCCAGUGGAGCUCAGUAUAAUUAUAGAAUCAUCUUCCGCACCACUGAGAUGAAGACACUGCGAGGCUCCAUCCUGGAGGAGUCUGUGCCCUCCGCUGCUCGCCACACAACCCCGAGGGGUCUGUCCCCCAAGAGGCUGCUGGAGUUUAUCAUGCCUGAGCUCAACCUGCACUGCCUCCGCUUGGCUUCGAACUCCCCAAAGGUCCGGGACACGCUGCUCAAGCUGGACGAACAGGGGCUGAAUUUUCAGAGGAAGGUUGGAGUAAUGUACUGCCGGACCGGACAGAGCUCCGAGGAGGACAUGUACAACAACGAGAGCUCCGGGCCAGCGUUCGAGGAGUUCCUGGAUCUGCUCGGAGAGCGGGUGCGGCUGAAGGGCUGGGAGAAAUACCGAGCUCAGCUGGAUAACAAGACUGACUCUACUGGAACACAUUCCCUCUACACACGCUAUCAGGACUAUGAGAUCAUGUUUCAUGUGUCCACCAUGCUUCCCUAUACAGCCAACAACACGCAGCAGCUGCUGAGGAAGCGACACAUUGGAAACGACAUCGUGACAAUCGUGUUCCAAGAGCCAGGCGCCCUGCCCUUCACUCCAAAGUCCAUCCGCUCACAUUUCCAGCACGUCUUCAUCAUCAUUCAGGUUCACGAGCCCGGCACCGACCACACCUACUACAGAGUGGCUGUGACACGCUCCAAAGACAUCCCAUUAUUUGGGCCCCUGUUUCCCAAGGGUGCCUGCUUCCCUCGCUCGCCUGCCUUCAGAGACUUCCUUCUGGCAAAGGUAGUAAAUGCUGAGAAUGCUGCAGAGAAAUCAGAGAAGUUUCGCUCCAUGGCCACCCGCACGCGGCAGGAAUACUUGAAGGACCUGGCGGAGAACUAUGUGACCACCACGCCCAUUGACUCCUCCACCAAGUUUCCCCUCCUCUCUCUGGGGGGCAAGCGUAAAGACAAGAUGAAGGGCGCAAAAGGAGCUGAACUGCACAGCGCCGGCGCGCUGGUGUGGGCGGUGAUGAUCAACAGCAGAGAUGACUUGGAGUCCAUUGAGCAGCAGAACCUUCCCUGUCUGCUCGGGGUGUCAGCAGAGUCGGUGGUGCUCAUUGAGAGGGGGAGUCGCCGGGUGGUGUUUAACUGCUCCUGUCGAGAUGUCAUCGGAUGGAAGGCGGUGACAGUAACAAAGGACGGGGGGCCCUGUUUAGAUAUCUUCUAUGAACGCGGGGAAUCUGUAUCGAUUAGUAUGUUGGACAGCCAGACAGAGGACAUAAAAGAAGUGGUGCAAAGACUUGAGCUCGUCACACGGGGUUGCAAGGCACUGGAGGUCACCCCGCUGCGGGACGGAGUGGGGCAGCCCGGCUUCCUGAUGAAUGAGGAGGGCUUUGUGACCGACCUGCAGAGGUUCUGCUACGCCGAGAGCGGAGGGGUGCAGCUCUGGGCUCGCGUGGUGAGACUGUGCGGGCAUUCCCUGGUUCACUUAAGCCCUGAGGAGAGGAGCAGGCUUCUCCGCACAGCACACAAGAUCCACAUCACCGUCAUCCCACCAGAUGAGAACGGCAAACCUCGCAGAAGUUUCUCUGAGCUUUACCAGAAAGCCAUCAAGGAUGCGGAGUGCAAAUCCGGCGAGGAUCAGUCAGGAGUGGCCUGGGUGGUGGAUGAAAAGGAAGAUGAAAAGGAGGAACAGGAGCAGAAGAUGGAGGACCAUCUAAAGGCGGACAGGAUCAACGAGGAGGAGCUCAUUGAGGAGGAGUUGAAGAUGGAAGGAGGCAGGGAGCAGCCAUGUGAUAGACAUCAAAACGAGGGAAGUCAAGGCCCGCUCCUUGGACCGCCCUACUUACCUUUGUUGAGGGCUACAUCUCUGCAGGACCAGCCAACCAAUCAAAUCGAAGAGGUCAGCGUCUCACAGCUCACCCGCAGUUUUUCUUUGGAGAAACAGCUUUCCUACACAGACACAGACAGCUGUGAUGGACAUGUGUAUGACAACAUGAUGAAAGAGCAACAUCACAUCUACGAGAACAUCAGGGAGCUCAGGGACGCUACACCUGACCUGAUCCUGGCUGUCAAACCCAAAGUUCCCCUGGAGGACGAGCAGUUCAUGGCCACUGACCUUGGUGAGGACAAAGCUUCAGCGAGCGACUUCUCUCUCUCAUCUUCCCGUCUAUCGAGUGUAGACCGAGCUGAACGAAAUUCACGAGCCCUCAGUCUUCAUAACUCCAUCACCAAGAUUCUUUCUGAGACAACAGAUUCAACAGAUGAGGAGUGGCAGUCCAUUGCUGACCUGGCAACAGCCUGCCGCAGCAUCCUGGAGGCUUUGUCCAAAGAAGACCGCAAAGCCGGGGAUUCCUCUCAAGGAGGAGCUGACCAGACAGACGGCAAACUGAAAGACUCAAAGGACAGUGACUCUCCGGGCCACCUAGAGGAGAAGGUGUCACAGCUGGAGGCCAUGCUGAAGAAUCUGCAAGAUGACCUGCAAAAGGAGAAAGAGGACAAGGCGGUGCUGCAGGCCGAGGUGCAGAGCCUCAGGCAGAACAACCAGCGGCUGCAGGAGGAGUCGCAGACCACAGUGGCGCGCCUCAUCAAAGUCACCGAGCUGCUGUGCAACGUCAACAAGCCCUGUUAGGUCCCCACGCUGCUUGAUGAUGCAAAUCCUGCAGAGCGCCUCCAUGCUCAACAUCCUUCUUUGAUCAUGUAUAGAUACUGUAGCUGCAAAGUAGACACACACAGGCAGGCAUGGUCCUGCCUGCUGGUGAGGAAGUAUGCAAAAGAGACAAAGAAAAACACAACAUAUAGACUGACUUGCACAGGCUGCCGUAGAGUGCUCCUCUUUAUGUGUGUGUGUGUGUGUGUAUGUGUGUGUGUGUGUAUGUGUAUGUGCCUGUGUUCCUUGCUUCAAAUACUUGACAAACUCUGACAAGUAGCACUUACAUAUGAGGUUUCAAUUAAGACAGAGAGACGCUGUAUAGCAUGUGUUGUGGUGUCUAAUGGAAAAUGACCAAAAGUGUAUAAAACGUAGUAAGCAGUAUCAGCAGUAAUAUAUGUAAACAGUAGUAUUGCUAUGUUCUCUGGCAUACAUGUAGUUGCACUGUCUGAGUGUGAUUUCUGCCUGGCACUUACAGGGUGGUUGGCCUAAAAUGAAAACACAAGAAAAAAAACAAAUACUGAAAAGUUACAAGUCUGCAGGCAGCCUUCUACUUAAAAAGAUGUAAUGAUGCUCACUGACUGGCCUCGGAGAGAGGUCUGUUGGGUAAGGACAUCAUCUUCUAUCUUCACUUCUCAGUAGUACUGUUUUUAGGACAUUCUGUUUUUAGGAAGAAACAAUUUAAAAACUGGAAAAAAGGGGACUGGAAACACAAAAGAGUAAAAAAAAAAAACGACUGCUUGUUUCUUCUGGGUUGUGUUUUGAAAAACAGCAUAAAGAGGAAAUUAAAAACGGUUAUAAUACCUCUACUGAAGACUUUGGCAAGAACAAACUGCUUCAGCUUCCUUUUAUGAAUGCGUGUAGCUGUUUAUCUUCUAACCUCAGUAUUGUAGCAGCCAUAACUAUAGAAGAUCUCCUCCUGCCGGCCUGAACUGCAGCUGUUAUUUGUCAGCCGGUAAAAAAGCUUUAGGUGUAAGAAUGAACCACCUGGAACUCAUAGUGAAAUGCAGAACAUUGUAUUUAAACAUUUUGUUUGUUUGUUUUUUGUUUUUUUUGUUUUGCUUGUUUAGGGAUGUACCCAGUUGGGUAAUUGUUUGCUUUAGCUAAGGAGUGGCAGCAGUUUAUUGAAAUUUCCUAUCCACCAUAAAUAAAAAUGCACUGAGAAAGAUUCACUGAGGGGUGAUCACAAUCAAAAAGAUUUAUUUUGACCAACCUUAAUUGGUGACCGUCCAAUAGAAAUCCAAUCUUUUUUGAAUCACUGAACACAGCUGAGCACUUAUAGAUCACACUAACAAAUCUUCAAUGUGUAAGUUGUCACAAUCAAAGUUCAGUGUCAGCGAGGUGUUUAAAAAUUAAGUCAGAGGAACCACAGAGGUAUAGGAAGCUGUUUAAAAGGAAACUGUACAUUUAUUCAGGUUGCUACAACAGAGCAAGCCUUUGGUUGGUGCUUGUCAUUCUCAGUUGUUAUUCUCAGCUUCAGAACCUGAAGCUGACAAUGACAACUACACUGUGUUACAGGUCCAAGUGCAGAAACAGUUUGAUUUGCUAAUUGCAACCAGGCUUAUUACCACAAUAAAACAACAAAAAUGAAUUUCUUCAUAUUUUCCGAAGCCACUUGUUCAUUUAAGACCAUUUUAAAAUACUGUGUGUAGCAGUUUUAAGGAUAUCCAAACAAUCAGAGGUACAAAUAAAGUGGUUAUCAAUAAGUAUGCAAUGCAUCCUUUUUGUAAUCAGAGAUCAGAGUUGUUGAGAAACCUCAGAGUUUCUGACUUGUAACUCUAACUUCGGGGGACUAUCUGUUAAUGUUCCUAACUUGAACCUGACAUUUUUACUUCUGAAAGAAAAUGAAAACAUAAUUAAACUGCAUGCCUUAACCACUGAAUAAUACAGUAUAUUCCUCUCUUUUUCUUUGUUUUGUUGUUAUGAUAUAACACAGCAAGUGCUGUUGUACUACUGUGGUUCAGUGUGUACAACUUUGCUUUUGCUAAAGGUUUUUACUUUUUCUAAAAAGUUUGAGAACCACUGCUCUAGGGGAAACACACGAAGCUGCUGUUCACGCUUAUGUUCAUAAGACAACAUAAGAUUCUAAAGACUAAAAUCACAGUAAAGUCCUGUUUCAGAGUGAAUGGCACACAGUAGGACAGCUCCACUGCUCCUAAAAGAGACUGCAAUUUUAGUAAUUCUAGCCAUGCUAACCAUGCUAAUCGCUAACAUGAUUGUAAAGACACUUUCAAAUGUUAAAUAACUUCAAUCUCUCGGACACACACACUGUCUGACAUUUCUUCUGCUCCUAGUAAUUAAUGAUCACUCAAACCAGAAAGACUAGAAGACAUGGAGACUGUAUUUAUAGUAAUGUUAGUUACAAUAACCUUGCUAAUAAUUGUCAAUACAAGAGGACGAAGAAAGUCUUAAAUGUCUAUGGACAUCUAGCCCGCUAGCCGAAUUCAUAGCCCCAUUUUGUACCCACGCAUUGACAUUUCAUCCCUUUGUAUUUUCAUUUCCUAUCCAUGCAUGCUAGUUAAAGCAUUGUCAAUCUUUUGUGGUUGGGCUUUUUGUUUGCACUUUUAUAUUUUCAAGAAUAAUGAAGAUUAAUGGUCAUACAAAAUGUCAAAUCUCAAGUGCAAUUUAAUUCUAUUGUAUGUUAUCUGAAAAACUGUAUUACACCUCAUUUAAGUUCUAAUACCCAUUCAGGUCAGUUCAGUCAAAUCAAGCUAACUCUGAGUGACUUCCUGCUGAUGUUGUGUAUUGAGUUAUAUAGCAACCUCUCUUUACAGUAGACUGGAAGUUGACUAUAGAAACUAACUCUAAAUCACGGAAUAUCAAAGUGGUACUAAACAUUCCUCUGGGAGGUCCAAAUUGACACAUGGAUACAAAAUGUUUAGCAAUACCAUUUUGUACACAAAAAAGCCGGGAACUUAGCCACCAACGCCCUAAAGGUACAAAAUGCCAAACUGACUAGCACCUCCACACACAGCAGGAAAGCUACAUUUAGUUAUUCUGAAUCAUAUUCCAAUAUCUUCUUAUAUUAUAGUUCUUAUUGGGAAAUUGGAAUUGGUUAUAGUUGGGAACUGGCCAUUUUUCUCUGAUCGGUGCAUCUCUAACCUCAAUGUAUACUUAUGUGCUUACGUGUCAUUUUUGCACUUUUGCUUUUGUCAGUGUAACACGGGACAGGUCAUAUACUGUACUUCAUUCAACCUGCCUAGGAUUAUAAUAUUAUGUCUUGCUCAACAUAAUGAGGUGCAUAGGAUCUUAACUGCCCCCGAUACCCACAUUCCCUUAUCCGUCUGUGUCCAAUGCUGAUCGAGUCAGUGUGUUCAAAGGAGUUGGUCUGCCCUUUGUGCCAACAACAAACCCGAAAUACAAACAGCUGACCACAAACUUAUCACAAAGGACAAACUCUGAACUCUCACACAAACACAAAAAACGAUGCCAAACAUCACUCAAGACUGCUGUUUCUUUUUUCUUGUACAAACAUUCUCCUGUAAUUAUACUUUACAGUCACUGUGAAUAACGGGUACCAGCAUAUGAAAAGUAAAUUAGGAAUCACUGGCACUGGGCAUGCUCUCCUUUUUGUAGGACGAUUAGUGUUAAUAGAAGGAUCCAUUAUUUAAAGGGAGAGACUUACAUGGGAGAAGACCUGUUUUACUGUGUCUUGUAUAUUUAUUUAGAUUGUAGGAGACUGGUCGAGCAUGACAUCGUGCCAAGCGACUUCCAAGCCUCCCCUGCUGUAUGUGUGUAUGUAAAAAAAUGUAACGUACUACUAAUGCAAAUGUGGACUUUCUUGUAGCUGUUCAAACUGGAUUGAAGGUGUAAAAAAUGAAAAUGUGAACUAUGGUGGUGAAAGAAGGUGAGCUGAGUUAUAAAUUUUGCUUUACUUUUCUACACCAUAAAUGACUACGAUGUAAAAUGAAGUGAUAAUUCCUGAAACAUAAUGUAAUUAUAAGUGAUAAUAUUAUUCUGUAAUUGAGUUAUUUCACAUGUUGAAUAUGGUCAUCUGGUAUGCCUUAAUGAAUGGAUUCGCUCUUUCAGAAUGGAUGGUCAAACUGGUCUUACUGGUGUAAUGUGAAAGCUUACUCUUGACUUUGUGCCUAUCUGAAAAUGUAAUGUGUGUCAGUCCAGUUCAGUAUUAGAUUUUUUUAUUAUUGUGCCAGGUUUUUGUUUUUUGGUUAUUUUUUUUAUUCAUUUUACAUUUGGUUGCAAUUACUGAGUUUGUAUUAUUAUUAUUAUUAAUAUAUUUUUUAUAUAAUUUGAAUUAGAUUUUAUUGACAAAUGAAGAUUUCAACAUCUGGUCUUUCAUCUGCUGUGUGAGGAAAAGUCAUGAGGUGCCACAUGAUCUAAAGAUCAAGUAAUAAUAACAGCUUUUUAUCAUUAUCCUAAGCUUCACUGAAGGUUUGCAGCUCAGAUUGUUUAAAGAAUAAGACAAAUAGAUGAUUUUUUUUAAGUGAAUUCAAAGGAAAUGGUGCUGAAAAUGAUGGCUGGUUAAGUUUGAGUGGAAAUGAAUGAGUUGAGCUUCCAUAAAAGGAAUUAUUUUUUAGGUAUGUAAAUGUUUCUGUAUGAGUCGUCUAUGGAAAUAAAUAAUAUUAAAUGAAACUGGGGGGUGGGGGGUGUGUGUGUGAAGGAAUCUACAAUACUUUAGGCGUCACAUGUUCUUUCAUGAUGUAAGUUGAAAGUGCAGCAGUUCAAACCUGGUCACAUGUAAAGUCUAUACAGAUGUUUGACAAAUACCCCAAAGCAGAUUAUACUAAGACAUUUGUUUAGCUGACUUUGGAAUAUGAUGGAGUGAUUGUGGAGAAUAUUUGUCAUUCUUAGGUUAUAAAAAAAAAAAAAAAAAACAGGUUCAGAGUUUCUUUAGUUAAGUAAAAAAAAAAACAUUUAAUUACAGGUGGUUUGACCUCCAGAACCUAAGAUGUAUUGUAUGUGUAAUUUAAAUGGCAAAUUUAGUUUUUAUCUAUUUACCCUGUGGCUCUGUUUACUUUUCAUGAAGCAGAGAUUAAAUUAAACACAAAUUUAAACAGCUA
Messenger RNA from Girardinichthys multiradiatus, 9645 nucleotides. RefSeq names its product signal-induced proliferation-associated protein 1. The transcript is spliced from 16 exons. Gene Ontology annotation, cellular component: Golgi apparatus; plasma membrane; cytoplasm. The coding region runs from base 806 to 4609 and encodes 1267 amino acids. Gene Ontology annotation, biological process: activation of GTPase activity; epithelial cell morphogenesis; regulation of small GTPase mediated signal transduction. Lineage: Eukaryota; Metazoa; Chordata; Actinopteri; Cyprinodontiformes; Goodeidae. Gene Ontology annotation, molecular function: GTPase activator activity. The record is from RefSeq and is a predicted model, not a curated record.